AUGACAACCUCAUCAAACUAUGUCGACGUUUUCGCGCCCUUGACAUGGGCUACACCGUACCUUACCUCGCCCGAAUGGAUAGCCUGCAGCCGGGAAAGAGGGUCCGAGCCUGGCGAAGAUACGGACCGAUUCUGUCGCGAUACAAUGCGCGCGAACUAUGGCGUGCAGCACUGGGUCGAGGUGUACAAGCAACCCGCGGCGGGCGCAAAAGUCACCAAGUCGCUCUCCCUGGUCAAGUUCGGCACCGGGCUAAAUGGGUUUCCGGGCAUCUGCCACGGCGGCGCCCUCUUCACGCUCAUGGACGAGGCCAUGUGCUACAUUCUCGUUGCGAACAUGGUGCUCGACCACGGCCUUCCCUUUAUGAAAGUCGGCGAAGACCAAUGGCGGCUGCAGCUCAAGGACGGCAAGCCGGCGCACGAGGUGCUCAAGGGCCGUUUGGUCACGGCCAGCAUGGAUACCAAGGUUCUAGCGCCCGUGCUCUGCCCAGGAAUUGUCGGCAUCGAGACCGAAGUGCUGGAGGAUAAGGGAAACAAGAUGCGGAUAAGGGCCGUCAUGAGGGAUCGACAAGGCAAGGCGGUGGUGCAGGCCGAUGGAUUAUGGGUCAGGGUGGGAGGAGGCGCUGCCAAGCUGUGA
Messenger RNA from Exserohilum turcica Et28A, 633 nucleotides. RefSeq lists its product as uncharacterized. The record is from RefSeq and is a predicted model, not a curated record. The transcript has a single exon. The coding region runs from base 1 to 633 and encodes 210 amino acids. Lineage: Eukaryota; Fungi; Ascomycota; Dothideomycetes; Pleosporales; Pleosporaceae.